Molecule: messenger RNA, 1392 nt
Organism: Durusdinium trenchii
Lineage: Eukaryota; Dinophyceae; Suessiales; Symbiodiniaceae
Source: the annotation of a GenBank genome assembly
AUGCCUUCUAUGAGUGGUACAUCAUGUGGUGCAAUGGGGCUGACAUUGCUGAGUCAGACCGGUGCAAGCAACGACGGUUUGUUUACAUCUAUGAAGAGCGAUGGCAAUCUGUUGUUCAAAUGCGGCAUACAUCUCAACAUGCCAGGUUCCGCUCUGUCACGCACACCUUCGGAGAGGACUUUGUUGACAUCAUCAAAGCCAAGGUCCAACCAUCCCGGCGCCGUGAACUCCGGGCAGAAGUGCUUGAGGGGGGCCCACAAUUGGCAAAAGUACUAUGACCAGUAUGGGGUUUCUAUUUCUGGCCUCGUUCCAAACCCUAAAGGUCAAGAAACGGAAGUCAAUCAUUGCUGGCGGUUCAUUCGGAGAGCUGACCUACCACUCUAUGAUGACAAGUCUGGAGAUUCAUGGUCUCCAACAGAAAUUCCUGAUGAAGUCUACAACUGCUCUGAGACUGAUUGUGUGCUUUUGGUCAAGCAGUUGGUCAACUCUGAAUCUUUGUCGCAGCCACCUACAGUAUGCCUCCCCGGGGACUUUGGUAAGCGAUUGAAAGCUCCCUUGGAGGGCCUUCCCAGGAAUUUGGUUUCAGACCGUGCCAAGAAAGAGUUCCUGAAAACAGCUGAUGUGGUGGAGAAGGAGCCCUGGAACCUUCACCGUGCAGCUGGUGCUUUGCGGCACUGGGACCAGAAUGACCGACAAGAAUGGCCUUGUAUUCCUGAGCCACAGUGGUGGUUUGCGUCCAGGACAAGACCACUUGGUUUGGUCCCCAAUCCUGAAGGGUGGCAUCGAUUUGCCCCGGGACCAGUUCGUGCUGUCAUUGUUGAGAAAGCCAAGCCCAAGCCUGCUCCUGGUCCAAAGGGUGAGCCCAAGAGGCGUGGCCGAAAGCGAAAGAGUGAAGUUGAAGGUGAGUCGGGUGAUGCUAGGGGAGCAGAGGAAAUCUUUGAUGGGCGAUCGAAUGUGGCCAGGAUUUCCCCCCCACCUCCACCAGGACCAGAUGAAUCCCUUUUUGAAGUGGAAGAGUCAGCAGAGCCCAUCCCUACAAGAGCCACCUUUGCUGGACGGAGCAGGCCAAAGGCUGAACAGGGCCAGCGUGACUUUGAUCAACGGCGCCAGAUGUACUAUUCAAUGGUUCCAUCCAGCUUUUGGAAGGAUCAUUUUGAAAGGCAGUAUUGGGUCAAAUGCUCCCAAUGUCCCACGAUUGAUGAUGCUAUCGCCAGUUUCUUAGAUGAUAUUGGUGUGAAACCUCAGCCACCCAGCUCUCGGCCUGCAGCCAGGGCUCCAAAGGCUCAGGCGAAGGGAAAGGCAGCGGCAAAGCCAAAGGCUAAAGCCAAUCCUGGUCGUGGACGAUCUCGAGGGCGUGGGCGUGGGUGUGGGCGGGGCUUGCCUGUCCGCUGA